GACAAAAACAAAAAACUUACACACACUGCAGAUCUCCCGUCAACCCCUCACUCAUGAAUAGAUCGAUCAUCACAGGUGAGAUUGAUUAUCCAUCCACCCAUCCAUCCAUAUCCAUCCAUAUCCAUCCAUCCACACACACACACCUAGCGCUUAACACAUACCGGUAAUCCCAUUGAUUACCUACAUCUACCCAGGAAAUUAAUGCAUCCAUCCAUCCAUCCAUCCAUCCAUCUUUCUGUCCCUCGUCGCAUCUCAUGCUUCCAGGCAGCAGAAUAAGAACCUCUCAUCGUCCUUCAUUUUAUCAAUCCGAAUGCAAUUCUCUCCACCACGCGAAUAUCCAUUUGUUUCGCUUUGCUCCGUGGGCAAGGUAGGUAGGAGGGUUCAUUUCACUUCGGCAUUUCCUUUUUUGAUGGUUUGAUUUGGGUUGGCUGGGUUGUUUGUUUUUAUUUUGCUUUCCUUUGGAAGAGUCUCUUCUUCUUUUCUUGAAGAGAUUGCAUUUUCUGAUAUCUUAUUUUCUCGAGGUUUGCUGAGAAGAAAAAGGGUAUUUAUUGGAUUUGGUGUUGUUCUUUGCCUAUCUAUCUACCUACCUCCCAGGUAUCCAAUUCUCAAUAUGCCCUCUUCAUUUCUAUCUCAUCUGUUGCGAAUUUACUAGCUUUCGGUCGAAAGAGAGAGAGAGAUUGAAGUAUCCCACUUACACUCAUACUUACGCGAUAUACGGAGCUACCUUUCCUCGCCAUCUCAGCUCUCAUACUGGCAGGCAUCCAUCUAGCUACCGAUCUAGAUAUCUAAUUGAAACUCCAUGCGAAAUAUUUCCGUAUUUGUAUAACACUGUACCUAUUCGCGAGGUACACAUAGUUUCAUUCAUCCGUUCAUCAUUUAUCUAUCCAUCCAUCCAUCUAUAAAAAAAAGGGUUCCGUCCUCUCCAACAACCCCCCGCAAAAAUGAGCGGCAGAGAAAAGAAACACGCGCCAAAACCCUCAUCUUCUCGAAUCGAUCUUGCGCAUUCGCUUGCGCAUCGCGCUGCAUCCCCUUCUAUCUCUGUCUCUGGAUCUGGAUCCGGGACUAGGACUACAAACACAAACCCACCAAGCGGAGAAUACGAUUCCCCCCCUUCUACUUCUACAACAUCUCAAUCGCAAUUGCAAUCGCAAUCUUCCUUGGCAGAAAUAACCGCACCACCACGCGUUCGACUCUCUCACCCCAAUCCGCAAUUGACCACACAUCCAGCCGCCGAUCCUCAAAGACGUAACACUCCCAGCCCAUCCACUCAUUUCCAUCCACAUUCAUAUUCUCGAUCGCGCUCACGCUCCAAAACACCCUCUCCCCACGGCCACGACUCCGAAAACGAAGACUAUCUCCCCUACACCUCCACCUCUGCCUCCGAAGAAGAAGAAGAAGAAGAAGAAGAAGAAGAACCUCUCCCCCCCGAAUCCCAAAUCCACAAUCUAACCACCACUCUCCUGCACACGCGCGAAACCCUCCAUCUUCUGCAAACCGCCCAUUCCACCCUCCACACCAAUUAUCUCGCCACUGAUUCCCAGCUGCGACUCCUCCGGUCCGCGCAUACGAAUUGUCCCAGUGCGGCAGAGGUACAGAGUCGUGUUGGAGCAUUGAUGUUGGAUCGGGAUGCGUUUCGCGAAGCGUAUAAUGAUGCGAUGGGAGAGAUGAGGGGGAAGGAUGAGGAGAUUAUGGCGUUGAGGGGACAGGUGAGGGGGUUGAAGGAGUGGGUGAGUAGUAGUGGGCGCGGUGGGGUGGGAGGGGAACAGGUCACGGAUGAGGUGGUUGCGGAGAAGAUGCAGUGGAUUGGGAAUGCGUUGCAGAAUUGGGUGAUAUCGAAUUUUAGGAGGGGAAGAAUUGAUUUAGAAAAAGCUUCAGAUGAAGUACGGCAACAGUUGGAGCAAUGGGUACCCAUGUAUCAGCAUCUAGCAACAUCAUCUAAAAUUAACUUCAUACAAUCACUUGUGUCUAGUAUAUUAGUGUUUGAAAUCUUCCAGGCAUAUUUUGUCGGUCUCCCAGAGCAACAAGCCAUGGAAAUCGCAAGAACGGAGAUAACUUUGGGUUCUUAUGGUCCCGAAGAUGCAAUGAACCAAUGGCGAUCCACAACGCUUGGGAUUCUGUUGAAAGAAGCUCCUGAAAAGCUUAAAUCAGAGACCACCGCUGUUGUCAAUACCGUUGUUGCGCAACUCAAUAGCUUGCUGGAUCCGAUAUUUGAUGUCCAAAGUACUGAAGCUAGAGAUCAGUCGCUGAGAACCAUAAUAAGUGCUGCUAUUGAUCUUUCACGAUUAUUGCGAGCUCAAAAGGCAGUCUUUAGCAUAAUGAUGCCCAUAAUUGAAGAACAUCAACAAACGAUGUUUGACGAGGAGAGAAUGGAAGAUAUUGGGGGAGAGGAUGAAGAUACUUUAAACGAGCGAGAAAUCGGCUGCGUAACGUUUCCUGGAAUCUUGAAAGCAGGGGAUGAAAAUGGAGAGCGAAACCAUUUGGUGAAUAUCGUUACGAAGAUGAAGGUGCUUUGCGCUCCUGAUUGAUAGCUGCUAAGGAAAAAGUAAUAUCUUUAUGACCGAUUGCACAUGAAAGAAUACCCACGGAAGAGGGUGGAGAACUAAUCUCUGCUACGCCGCUAUAUGACUCAUGUCUUCAUGCAACGGUUAUGGAGAGUCUUGAGUGAUAGGCUGGGCUAUAUCUUCAGAUAAUAAAUCCCACAGAUGUCUUGGAAGAGUUGUGACA
This is a messenger RNA of Botrytis cinerea B05.10, 2724 nucleotides long. RefSeq lists its product as hypothetical. The transcript has 3 exons. NCBI's taxonomy places the organism in Eukaryota, Fungi, Ascomycota, Leotiomycetes, Helotiales, Sclerotiniaceae. Bases 942 to 2525 code for a protein of 527 amino acids. The record is from RefSeq and is a predicted model, not a curated record.